Molecule: messenger RNA, 1725 nt
Organism: Candoia aspera
Lineage: Eukaryota; Metazoa; Chordata; Lepidosauria; Squamata; Candoiidae
Gene: TTC6
Product: tetratricopeptide repeat domain 6
Exons: 12
Coding region: 1-1716 (571 amino acids)
Molecular function (GO): protein binding
Source: RefSeq, a predicted model, not a curated record
AUGAAACAUUUUCAACUUGCAAGUUUCUGUAUAUACCAAGUGGCAGAAAUGGACAAAGGAUCUCUUGGAUGUUCACUUGUUCAAGAAGCACUUGUUCAGUCAUUUUGUCAGAACUAUAACAAGGCUAUUGAGUGUGCAAUUGCAGCCACCAAAAAUCAACCUGAUCCUGCUAUGUUUACUCUACUUGGAAAAAUCCAGAUGAAAGCCCGAAAAUUCAAGGCCUGUGAUGCUUUUACUUCUGCUGUCAGGCUAUAUCCGCGAUACGCAGAUGCAUUUUAUCAGCGAGGGCUGUGCAGAAUGCAACUCCGACAAUCUAAAUGCAUCUUGGAUUUUAACAAAACACUUGCUAUUUUCCCAACUCAUUUUCAGGCUUACUUAAGUCGUGCUGCUUACUACGGUUGUAGAGGAAGAUACUCUAAAGCAAUAAUGAACUGCACUGAAGCCCUCAAAAUUGAGCCGCAGAGUUUGAGAGGGUAUCUUUACAGAGGAGUACUGAAAUUUUACAACAGGACUUACAAACAUGCUGUUGAAGAUUUAAAAAAAGCCAUAGACCUGGAUCAUGUGUGCGUUUUGGCAUAUUAUAACAGAGCAAUUGCCUUCCAACAAUUGAAGGACUAUGAACAUAGUUUGAUAGAUUACGGGAUCGUUCUUCUUCUUGAGACAGACAAGGACAUUGUCUUGAAAGUGCUGAAAAAUCGUGCCCUUCUUUAUAUAGAGAUGAAACACUACAAUUAUGCACUAGAGGACUUUGCAGAAGUGGCAGUGACCGAACACAAAAACAAAGAAUUAUUUAAUAUUAUUGGGCUUUGCUAUCAUAGACUUCAGAAAUAUGAAGAAGCUGUGGAAUCAUUUUCCAAGGUUCUUAAACUAGAUCCCUUUUUUUUGGAUGCCUACAUUGGUCGAGGAAAUGCAUACCUGGAAUAUGGUCAUAGCAAAGGCACUAUACAAGCCUUAAAGGAUUUCUUGAAAGCAGUGCAUAUCAAUCCAGUGUGCAUAAAGGCCAGACUUUGCCUAGGAUACAGUUUGCAGGCUCUUGGAAAAUUUCAGAAAGCUUGGACUCAGUUUACAGCAGCCAUUCAUUGUGAUCCCAGUUGUCACUUUGCUUAUGAUGGACGAGCUAUAGUCUGUCUGCAGAUGGGGGACACUUUUGCUGCUUUUCAAGAUACAAAUGCUGCACUAAAGAUAACCACUAAUGCAGAGUUGCUUACAAAUCGAGGUGUCAUUAAUCAGUUUAUGGGAUAUUUAAACUGUGCUAUGCGUGACUAUCAGCAGGCUAUCACCACAGACCCCAGCUAUGCUUUAGCCUAUUUUAAUGCAGCAAAUAUCUACUUUUUAAACAAGCAGUUCUCACAGGCAAAUGACUAUUAUACCAAGGCCCUGACACUUGACUCCCAAAAUGAAUCUGCUUUCCUGAAUCGAGCUAUUACAAAUACGCUUUUAAGAAACUUUGAAGAAGCAAAAGAAGAUUUUGAGAAGGCAGUUUACCUGUCUCCUUUCUCUGCAGCAAUAUAUUUUAACAAGGCAAAUCUCUACAGCAUGUUAGAGCAAUAUGAGCAAGCUGAGGAAGACAUUUCAAAAGCACUCUCAAUUCAGCCUUAUGAUGCCUUGAUGUAUAAGCUCAGAGCUGAUAUCCGUGGCAAAAUGGGUUUAAUUAAAGAAGCAAUUGCUGAUUACAAGAAAGCCAUCAGCAUCCAAGAGCUUAUCAGCAGCAGCUGAAAAGAUGUA